Messenger RNA from Closterium sp. Yama58-4, 765 nucleotides. The record is from the annotation of a GenBank genome assembly. NCBI's taxonomy places the organism in Eukaryota, Viridiplantae, Streptophyta, Zygnematophyceae, Desmidiales, Closteriaceae.
AUGUCGACUCAAAUGUUCCACCGAUGGUACGCGCUACUACCUGACAGCACAUCCACUCUCGUCUCUCUUCCAUCUCAUUUCGGAGUCGUCGCUUGCACGCCCUUGCGCCUCACCUGCAAGUUGUUGACAGGCCGUGCAAUCUGCGCGCACCGCUCUUACUUGGGCGGAAAUUCAUCACGUGCCAGCCGUCUCUCCGCAUCUCAUUUCCGCUCCGCAUUUACCUCGCGUGUCCGCUUCCCCUGUCCCCCGUCCCCGCCUCCCUCACGGCGCAAUUCGCCAGGCGCGCGCCCGCCGCGGCUGGAGGAGAUGCGCGAGGACCAGCGGCGGAAGCUGGAGAUCUUCUCCGCGCUGCUGUGGGGCUUCGAGGCGCUCUGCGACGAGAAGAAGGUGGCGGCGUCGGUGCGCGUGGUGCACGGCGCGUGCGAGGAGCAGGCGGUGACGGACGAGGCGAGGCUGCUGGGCGCCACGCGGGUCGUCGUGCACAAGGACGGCAUGGGGCGGCGCUUCUCUCCGCGCGCGCUGGAGCAGCGCCUUCCGCCCGCUUGCAUGGUGCUCUUCGUCGGCGGGGGGCGCCUGGCGCUCGCCAAGCGCGGGAAGGGCGGAGUGGGCGCGGCGGCGGGCACAGCGGAGGGCAAGAGCGCGGGGAACAGAGCAGCAGGUGAGCGCGCUGUCGGCAUGGUACUGGCAGUCUGGUGUGGGCGGCAGCGGGUGUCACUGUCUAUGGAGCUGCCUCGUGCAAGUGGGAAGGGCGGCAAUUCGGACUAG